Messenger RNA from Cynocephalus volans (Philippine flying lemur), 2961 nucleotides. It is a transcript of the gene ZSCAN32, whose product is annotated as zinc finger and SCAN domain containing 32. The record is from RefSeq and is a predicted model, not a curated record. Lineage: Eukaryota; Metazoa; Chordata; Mammalia; Dermoptera; Cynocephalidae. The transcript is spliced from 6 exons. The coding region runs from base 198 to 2093 and encodes 631 amino acids.
GCAGUGGGCGGCGUAGCGCCUGGGCUCGCGCCGCUCGCUUGCGGCCCGGCGAUUGAGGGAGUUUGGGGAGUCGAAAGCCCUCGCGUCCGAAAUACACUACUUCCAGAAGAACAUGACUUCUCAAUGACAUGGGAAGAGAUGGAAUCUGGUCCCCAGGAAAGAAGUGGCAACCAGAGUGACCCAGUUCUUUGAAGCAAAUGAUGGCUGCAGCAGAGGGUCCUCAGGCAUACCCAUCCUCAAACAAGGACUCCACACAGGGACAGGAAUUAGCCCUUCAGGGCAACAGCCCUGACUUCGAGGCCUCCCGCCAGCGCUUCAGGCACUUCUGCUACCAGGAGGUAGCUGGCCCCCAUGAAGCUUUUAGCAGACUCUGGGAACUCUGUUGUCAGUGGCUGAGACCUAAGACACACUCAAAAGUGCAAAUCCUGGAGCUGCUGGUUUUGGAGCAGUUUCUGACCAUCUUGCCUGAGGAGAUCCAGACCUGGGUGAGGGAGCAGUGUCCAGAAAAUGGCGAGGAAGCUGUGGCUCUGGUUGAGGAUGUGCAGAGAGCUCCUGGACAACAGGUCCCAGAUUCUGGGAAGGACUUGAAAGUGCUUGUGGAGGAGAUCGCUCCUUUGGGAGCAGCCAGAGAAUUACUCAGAUCCCAACAGAAACAGGAGGUUCAGCCAGAAGAGCAAACUUUGAAGCAGUCACGAGGCUCACACCAGAGACCAUGGGAACACUCAGAAGGGUUUCCUAUUCACGAUCCCAAUGUUGGCUCUGGGCUGGAUCAAAGAGGACACACGGGGAGCCCAGAUUUUCACAACUGCAGAGCAAGGAAGAGUUCUAAGAGUUCCACAAGUGAGACUGGAGUGGAAGCCCAUGAGAAACCAGCUAAGGGGGAAGAAAAAAUCAGGUGUGAUGCCCAACACCUGGAGUCAGCAGCAGGUGUGCACUGGGACUAUGAAGAGACCAAGACACUCCUGGCUGUUCUCAGUAGAUCUCAAUUUUAUGAAAGACUCCAGGCCUGUCAGCAGAGCAGCCAGAUCUACAGGGUCGUGGCGGAACGACUCCGGGAACAGGGCUUCCUGCGGACCCCAGAGCAAUGUCGCACCAAGUUCAAAAGCCUGCAGUUGAGUUAUCACAAAGUGAGGAGAGGCUGUGUGUCUGAACCUUGUAUCUUUUAUGAAGAAAUGGAUGCCCUUUCAAGCUCCUGGGCCUCUGCAUGUCCUAUGGCAAGUGAUGCUGUUCUUGGCCAAGAGGCUGGAGAGCUGAAUCAGCAGAACAGGGAGCCCACAGAGGUUGUAGAUGAUGGCACUGUGGAUGGUGCAGGCCGGGAUGAAAAGGAUCUCAGGAAUUCUGGCCAGGAAGUCCAGAGACGUGACCUGCCAGUCCUGUUCCCAAACAGACUUGGUUUUCAGUUCAAGAAUGGGAUUAAAAAAGAGAGUCUGAAAUGGGAUGAUUCAGAGGAAAUAGAAAUGAACAAGGCUUUACAGGGAAAGUCUAGUGCAGAAAUUUUUUGGCACUCUGAGCUAACAAAUGGCUGGGAGAGUAAGCCAGUGUCGGGACUGGAAAAAGCUUCCCGAUGUCCCGAAUGCGGAAAAAGCUUUAGCCGAGGUUCUUAUCUUGUUCGGCAUCAGAGAAUCCACACGGGUGAGAAGCCUCACAAGUGCAGUGAAUGCGGGAAAGGCUUUAGUGAGCGCUCCAACCUCACUGCCCACCUGCGAACUCACACAGGGGAGCGGCCCUACCGGUGUGAGCAGUGUGGGAAAAGCUUUAACCAGAGCUCCAGCCUCAUUGUGCACCAGAGGACACACACGGGGGAGAAGCCUUAUCAGUGCACCAUCUGUGGAAAGAGAUUCAACAACAGUUCCCAGUUCAGCGCUCACCGGCGCCUCCACACUGGGGUGAGCCUGUACAAGUGUGUGGAGUGCGGGAAAAGCUUCAAUAAUAGCUCCCAUUUCAGUGCCCACCAGAAAACCCACACUAGGGAAAAGCCUUACAAGUGCUCUCAGUGUGAAAAGAGCUUCAUUAAGAACUCUGCCUUCACUCACCAUGAGGCAGUGCACAUAAAAGAAGUACUCACAUCACAGGAAGGGAGAGGUGUAUUGUGAGUGUGUAGGAGACCUGCAGAUCACUUCCUUAGGUCAGCAUGUGUUUUAUAGAGCUUUCUUCUGCUGUGGAGAGGUAUAGCCAAUCCCUGACUUAGCAGUAGGCUUAUUGACAACCAGUUCUUAUCCACCACGUCCAGGAACAGUAAUCAGCCUGAGACUGACCUCCUUCUAGCUCUGCCUGUGACUCCUGAGUCUUGUCUCACUGUGACUUAAAGUUUGCUUUGAUGGGGAGGCCAUAAGUGCUGCCAGAAAACCAAGGUCUCCCUGUUCUCAACACUGAGAAUGGGUGGCCAGUGAUCUGAGAAAUGUUUCUGGGAAAGGUCAGAGUGUGGCAAAAGUCCUCACAUAGGGCUGAUAAAUUCUCCCCCUUUUGGGAAGCACAUUUAGAGGUUAAGAGCAUGGAUCUCUUCUAAACCAAUAAUUGACUUCCAGACACUACUUGUACUGCUGCUACCUUCAGGGUAGAUGAUCAGUGCUCUUUGUAACCCAGACACCACCUUAAGGGAAGAAAGGGAAGGAAGGAAGGUCAAGCCAUUGGCUAAUAUUGAAUCUAUUUCCCUAAGUGACUUAAUCUUAGAGUAAGCAUAAAAUCUAGGUUGAUCUUUGUAAGAUUUCUCAUUUUACCAUCAUCUCCCCCAGUUCCUGAUUGUCUCUUACAGUAAAUGGUUUCUAAACAUUACUCUUUUUGAUAAUAGUUUAUAAACUAUUAUAAACAAGUUCACAAACAUUACUAUCUCCUUUGGCAGCUGGCUGGUACGAGGAUCUGAAUCCUUAGCCUUAGUGUUAUCAACACCACACUGACCAACAGAGCUAAUUGGCCAGCCCUCUGUUAAUAUUUCUGAUGAAAAUAAAGAGGUUUCUCCCUUCA